Messenger RNA from Carassius gibelio (silver crucian carp), 5958 nucleotides. RefSeq names its product SHC-transforming protein 3-like. Gene Ontology annotation, molecular function: receptor tyrosine kinase binding. Bases 1607 to 3484 code for a protein of 625 amino acids. The record is from RefSeq and is a predicted model, not a curated record. Gene Ontology annotation, cellular component: plasma membrane. The transcript has 13 exons. Lineage: Eukaryota; Metazoa; Chordata; Actinopteri; Cypriniformes; Cyprinidae. Gene Ontology annotation, biological process: intracellular signal transduction; cell surface receptor protein tyrosine kinase signaling pathway.
GCCAUGCAUCCCACUGGGAUGUAUUUUAGGGUUACAUGCAUUCAGGAGUUUCGAAGCGACGCAGUAUGCAGUGCUGUCAGGAGAGAAUGGUUUCUCCCAUCACCUGUGCUUCAAGUGGUUUGUCCCACUAUUCAGCCAGCCUACCCUGAAUGAGUCAUCCUGCUCUUCCCUGAUUGGCCGGUUGGGAUCCAUCCCGAGGGAUUGCCAUGCAGAAAGCUGCCGAGGCCUGACUUCAUUCACAGAAACAUCGUUUGCAGGCAAGAAAGCGAGACGCUGGGAAGGACUGCAGUGCGUUAGCCGCAGCGCUACAAGAAGCUUGUGAAUGACUGCUGCUUCCCUGUCACGAGCGCUUCUGGACAUUUUACAUGAAUGGCUCUUCUUUUCCUGCCUUAAUAUCGUGGGCUUCAUCCCGUUGGCUCUUUUUUAUUAGGGCUGGGAGAUCUGACAUCACUGUUUACGGUCGUAUCCCUGCUGAAUACGGAUGGCAUUUAAGUGAGAUUGAAUCGUUGAAUGUUGUGUUUAAUUAUACAGCAAAGCUCAUUGAGGAGUAAAGCCUAGCUUGUUUUGUCCUCUCUAGGGGGAGAUAUAUUCGAGUGCUCGUGUGGAUGGAUUUAUGCCGAUUUCGUAGUACGUAAGGAAGAACGUAUGUGACGAACAAAGAUUUAAAUUUGAACACAUUUUUUAAACAAUGGCGAUGCAUUAGCGAGGUAGAACCAACCAGACUGAUGCUUGGGAAAAGGAGAACGCUUUCAAAUAUUUAACAUCAGUUUGGUAGAUUAUUAUUUUACAAUCAAUGGCAGCUCAUGCAACACACCUUUUGAGUAGAGCACCUUGCUUCUGAAAUAAAACUGUGAUUGCAUGUGUGGAAAUUUAGAGGGCUCCAAGUUUCAUUGUAUAUGUGAUCCACAAACACGCACUGUACUCAGUCGUGUUUUCUGCAUUAUGUCAGUGGAUUAUGCUGCUGACUGAUUUUGAUUCUAGUUCAUUCUGACUGAGCUCGGAUUUCAUUACAGUGAUCUGUUUAUUGCAUCUUUUCCAUUCUGUUUAUCCGUUUCAACACGGAUCGAAUCAAAGCAAGAGGCGUUCCUACAAACAGGGCGAAUUUGAAGAAUUGAUUGGUUCUACUGAGCUGUAAGGUGGGAGUUUUUUUUUUUUUUUUUUGUUAGGGAAAGUGCUCUGCAGUGUUGAGUGAGUCUUUUGUUGAGAAGGGUCUCUCGUUCUCUCUCUCUUUCUCUCCGAGUGAGUCAUGCAUGUUCAGGGAUCUGCCAGGAUGCAGAGGGAGAGAGAGACAUCCCAUCAGUAGAGCUCUUUCUCUCUCUCUCUCUCUCUCUCUCUCUCUGUCAUCUCUGGCCCUCUAUCUCUGUAGAGGAGCGACCUCGCGCUGCUUUUCUCUCUGUCUCCAUGGAUUCUGCGUCUUCUGGUUUAUUUUUGGUCCCCAAGCUGCUGCUGCCGCUGCCGCAAGGCGUCGGAUUUUCCUGACGGUCCCCUCGCUUGCUUUCUUCGAACCCUUGAGGGACGCUUUCUCGGCUCCAGCAUGUUGAAGAAGUGGACAGUCAGCUGGGAGUUGGAUGUGUCCGUUCGCGUGUAGGCUGGCACACCGAGGGGAAUGCUUCACCGUGCUAAAUACAACCGAUUCCGGAAUGAGUCAGUGACGUCCGUCGAUGAGCUUCUGCACGGUCUCUCCAUGAACGCCAAGGUCUCGGCCGUCCCGCCGUCGCCGCCCGUGGGCGACCCUCCGUACGCCCCACCAGCCGACGUGUUGCCGCCUGACCCUGUGGAAGAGACUGGCACCUUGUGCACCCUCAUUAACAAAGUCUCCAACCUCAAAUUCGCCAACUCUUCUGGACUCCUAGGCAUCAAGGGCCUGCCGUCCGCCGUCAAGGACCUGGCCGUGUCUAAACUCCAGGGAGGAGCGACAGGAGGCGGAUCCGGCAGCCCAGGAUCAUCCACCCUCCCGGCGGCCUCUGGAGCGCCUCACGCCCCACUGGAGCCCGGAUCCACAAACUCUGGGAAGAAGGGAAGGAUGGAAGAGUCUCAGCCCGGCGGAGAGAGCUGGGGCCUGGGAGCAUCGGGUGCCGUGGCUUGCGGUGGUCUAGUGAAUAAGCCGUCUCAUGGAUGGCUGCACUCAGCCGAAAAGAUUUCCGGACCUGGAGUGACGUACGUCGUUAAGUAUUUGGGCUGUCUUGAAGUCCUCCGGUCCAUGAGAUCCCUGGACUUCACCACACGAUCACAAAUCACACGGGAGGCGAUCAGUCUGGUGUGUGAAGCCGUCCCUGGUGCCAAAGGAGCUCUGCGCAAGAGAAAGCCUCCCUCCAAACUCCUCUCCAGUAUUUUGGGCAAGAGUAACCUGCAGUUUGCUGGGAUGAGCAUCAAUCUCAACAUCUCCACCAGCAGCUUGAACCUGAUGACACCGGACUCCAAACAGAUAAUAGCCAAUCAUCACAUGCAGUCCAUAUCCUUUGCCUCCGGUGGAGAUCCGGACACGACUGAUUACGUCGCUUAUGUGGCGAAAGAUCCCGUUAACCGGAGAGCCUGUCAUAUUCUGGAGUGCUCUGACGGUCUUGCUCAGGACGUGAUCAGUACGAUCGGUCAAGCCUUCGACCUGCGCUUUCAGCUCUAUCUGCAGUGUCCGUCCAGCAAACCCUCGUCCAUGCACGACAGGGUUAUGAGCACAGACGAGCCCCCGUGGACGGAGGAAGGAGAGGAUUCGGCCGAUCAUCACUACUACAACAGCAUUCCCGGAAAGAUGCCGCCACCAGGAGGAUUCAUUGAUGCUAGACUGACCAAUCAGACGCAAGACAGCAGCCAGGCAGCUGGAGUCGACCAGACUUACUACCAGAGCCGCCCCAUGUUCAUCCAACAAGGCUCCUGUGACAUAUACAGCCUCCCUGAGGUCAAAGGUCAAGCCCCUAAACCAGGAGAAGUGGCCACGUAUGUGAACACGCAGCACAUCGACACACAGAUGUUGGCCGCCCUCCAGGCAGAGUCAGAGACGGCGUCCGAGUCGGGCACGAACGGGACAGCUAAAGACAGCCCGAGGAAGGACCUCUUUGACAUGAAGCCGUUUGAGGACGCCAUCAUGACCCGGACUCCAGCAUCAGAGCUGCACAAAGCGGCGUCUGUGGAUAACUCCAGUCCUCUUCUGAUGCGCGCCGCCGCUCUGAGAGCUCAGGAGGAGCUGGAGGACCAGACGUGGUACCACGGAGAGAUGAGCCGCCGACAGGCCGAGAAACUGCUGCUCCGCGACGGAGACUUCCUGGUGCGGAAGAGCAGCACCAACCCGGGCUCAUACGUCCUGACGGGGAUGCACAGCGGCCUGGCCAAACACCUGCUGCUGGUCGAUCCGGAGGGAACGGUCCGGACGAAAGAUCACAUAUUCGAGAGCAUAAGCCACCUGAUUGGCCAUCAUCGUGACAACAACCUGCCGAUCGUUUCGGCGGGAAGCGAACUGUGUUUGAAGCAGCCGGUGGACAGAAAACAGUGACGACAUCUGAAACACACACGCUCAGAUGACUGAAUCUCCGUCGGAGAACACGUGACGCUUGUCCAGCUGCUUGACUGUGCAGAUUUCAGUCUGGAUGAUGCGAAAGCGCUCUCUCCGAAAGCUGAUUUACUGAACUGAGUUAUUUUAUUGCGUUGGCUGAGAAUCUCUAUUUUUGAAGAAGACAGCGGUGGAUUUCGGACAGCCGUUGGAAAGAGUUUAGACGAACUCGGGCCCCCGAGAGGGAUGCGACGAAAACUAGAUAAAGAGUAUUUUAGAAUAAAAAAAGUUUUAGUUUUGUCUAUCAAGCACAAGCGGAUUUUUCGUGUUCGUUGGUAAGAGCUAGAAGGAAAACUACGAAAUGGACCUGUUUUAGGAGUUGGUCCUUCCCUGCAGCCUUCAUUCAUCAUUUGGAGAAGAUGAAGUGAAUGUGUUUGCUUUAGCAGAAGUCACACAUACUGCACGAACACACACACACACACACACACACACACACAUGGCUUUAAAGUACCUUCAUUUUUCUAUGACGUUGAAACCUGUGGCAUGACUUAAAUUCUUAAUUGUGCUUGUGGUCAUUGUUGGUAGCAUCCAGAGCCCAGGAGAGGUGCUUUUGUGUGCUCACAAUGUAAAAUAUGUAUGCUUUCCCAGUAUUUCUUGAGUUUAGCUCCUUCUUUAAACGUGUCGGAGGUGUAGUCGCUCGGCUUUAUACCUUGAUGUUUCUCUUGGUUCUGACUUUAAUGGUUUUUUCAUGACUGUGGGCUUCACACACACACACACACACACACACACACACACACACACUGGUAUUAUGAUUCUCCUGCUGAUGAUUACUUUAAAUUAAACGGUUCUAAAUGAAUAGCACAAUCAACGCUUUUCUGUUUUUGCACAGUCUAAUUCCUGGACAAACUGAAAUGUUACUGGAUUUUUCACCCUUUUAGCCACACUUUAAAAUAUUCUAUUUAUUAUUCUGUAAACAUGCUUCUGUUGCAUUCAGUUGUUUUCCUUUUUUAAAUCCACAUUUCAGAUAAAUCAAAUUUGCAGCUGAUGCUAUUCAUGUUUAGAAAAUAGCACCAAGAUGUGAAUACACGCGGGUCAAUGUCAAGAAAAUGACCCCAAAAUCAACAAAAUAAUUUAUUUUUCAUAAAAACAAGCUUAAUAAUCAUGACAAUAAUUGUAAAAAAUAUUAGUAGUCGUACACAGGUUGAAUUUUUUAUGGUGAAUAUAAUUUAUGUUUUUGUUUUCUUAUUAAAUAUGAUUUAUUUAUUGUUGCAUCUGAUUACUGUUUCAUAAUAAAAAAAUUCCUGAAACUGACCCCAAAAUAAAAAAAUCUUUUUUUUUUCUCAUAGUCAUAAAGAAAUUUAAGCUUAAUUGUCAUGAAAAUAAUGAAAGAAAAAAUUAAUGUUCUUACAAACAGGUUUAAUUUAUUUUUUAAUAGUGAAUAUUAUUAUUAUUUAUUAUUAUUUUAUUUACCUUAUAAAGUUAUCAUGCAUUAAUAAGGGUGAAUCUCUUUUUUUUUUUUUUAAAGGCAGGAAAUAAAAUCCAAAAUCAACAGAAAAUUAAAUUAAAAAAAUUUAGAAAAAUGCAGUUUCAUAUAUGCUCAACUGUGGAUCUCUUCUCUUUCUCUAAAUUUUAAUAUGCUUAUAAUUGUUAUCGUUUGCAUUAUUGCAUCACUUUGAAUAUUGUCAUUCUCACACAAACACAACACAUGGUUUUUAUAUAGUGAUUAUUGUCAUAUUAAACCCUGAAUAUAUUGAUGUGGAGGUACAGGAUAAAUGAGAAAAAUAUAUGUUUAGUUUUAAAUAAUUUUCAUUUUACAGUUAAAUGAAUUCUAUUUAAUUAAUUAAAUACUAAAUAAUCUGAUACUUCAUAUUUUCACUGAAAUAUUUACAGCACAAGAUAUAAUCAGUAUGUCAAUGCAUUUUACAUGUGCAUAUACAUAAAGUACAUAUUUUUGUUGAUAAAUAUUAUAUUGCAAUUAUUAAAAACCAAACCUAAAUUGCAGAUCAUGGUGAAUCAACAGAAGGUUUGGAAAAGAAACACUAGUUCAGUUUGAGCUGCUCUAAAUCUAAUAUUUUCACACUUUUCUAGUCACGCUUUUCUUUAACUAAAGCUAAACUGCCAAAUCCAAGCAUAAUUUCACAGGAAAGAUGUUCUAUUAUAUUACAUUAUCAUUAAACUGACUCCAACUAAUCAGCGGUGGUUGAACUGUUCUUGUAAUGCUGCAGCAAAACUAUUCAAGAUCUUAUUAUUCAUUACUAAAAUACAGUUUUGCUUUACAUUCCCGAGUUGUGUUGAGGAAAACGUGCCUUUUAUUUGUCCUAUCGUGCUUUUCUCUUGAAAGUGCAGUAGUCCAAGCACCUUCCACUGAUCACAGCGGUUCACAGGCCAUGCAACAGGUGACAGAAAGCCCAAACUGUGCUUGUAUGAAUUAUUCCUAUUCUUUAUGAUUGGUGGCAAUAAAAGAAUCAUGUGUAUUA